AUGCAGAGGAACCUCUCCACAGAUGGGAUCUGCACCGUGGGCUGUGUGCCAACUGGAGGUGUGCCUGAUGCUGCACAGCCUGGGUUCCCAGCAUCUGAAGGAAGGGGAGCCGGGCGGGCAGCGUCUCACCUGCCGGAGGCGGGCCCGCCGGAAGGACAGCGGGAGGUGGGGAGCGGAGCCAGUGCCCGGGCACUGCUGUGCGCGCUUGCUGAGGCGCUGCGGGUGCCGGGGAUCCUGUCCCUGCCACCGAGAGCUGCCCUGGGGUCAGGCAUCGGCGUGCGCUGGGCUGCGCCCACAUCGCGUGCUGCUUUGAAGAACACAAGCCGUGGUUAUGCAUCCCAGCGGACUUUGAAUGAAGUGGUGAUAGCAAGUGCUGUAAGGACACCAAUUGGAUCUUUCCAAGGAUCUCUUUCGUCACUGCCAGCUACUAAACUUGGUUCCAUUGCAAUUAAGGGAGCAAUUGACAGAGCAGGCAUCCCUGCAGAAGAAGUGAAAGAAGCAUAUAUGGGCAAUGUCUUGCAGGCUGGACAAGGACAAGCUCCGACAAGACAGGCAGUCUUGGGUGCAGGUCUACCCAUCGGCACUCCUUGUACAACUAUCAAUAAAGUCUGUGCUUCAGGAAUGAAAUCUAUCAUGCUGGCAGCACAAAGCCUGAUGUGUGGUAGUCAGGAUGUAAUGAUUGCUGGUGGAAUGGAGAGCAUGUCUAAUGUUCCCUAUACAAUGAGCAGAGGAUCAACACCUUAUGGAGGAGUAAAGCUGGAAGACCUGAUAGUAAAAGAUGGGCUUACAGAUGCUUAUAACCAUAUCCAUAUGGGAAACUGUGCUGAGAAUACUGCGAAGAAGUUCACCAUUUCACGAGAGGAGCAGGACACUUAUGCCAUAGGCUCUUACACUAAGAGCAAGACAGCCUGGGAGUCAGGGGUACUGAAAAAUGAAAUAGUCCCUGUCACUAUUUCAAAAAAAGGAAAGCCAGAUGUAGAAGUGAAAGAAGAUGAAGAAUACAAACGUGUUGAUUUUAGUAAAGUUCCAAAGCUGAAAGCUGUUUUCCAAAAAGAAAAUGGGACAGUGACAGCUGCUAAUGCCAGUACUCUGAAUGAUGGAGCAGCUGCUUUGGUGCUGAUGACCACAGAGGCAGCCAGGAGACUGAAAGUCAAGCCUUUGGCAAGGAUAGUAGCUUUUGCAGAUGCUGCUGUUGAUCCCAUUGACUUCCCAAUUGCACCUGCAUAUGCUGUUCCCAAGAUUCUGAGUGAGACGGGCUUAAAAAAAGAAGAUAUUACCAUGUGGGAAAUCAACGAAGCAUUCAGUGUUGUGGUGCUAGCCAAUGUUAAGAUGCUGGGUAUUGAUCCACAAAAAGUGAAUAUUAAUGGAGGUGCUGUAUCUCUUGGGCAUCCAAUAGGAAUGUCUGGAGCAAGAAUUGUUGUUCACAUGGCCCAUGCAUUGAAACAAGGACAAUAUGGUCUAGCAGGAAUUUGCAAUGGAGGAGGAGGAGCUUCUGCAAUAUUAAUAGAGAAGUUGUAGUCCCACAUAGCUUUGGGA
Chaetura pelagica (chimney swift) is the source of this 1536-nucleotide messenger RNA. It is a transcript of the gene ACAT1, whose product is annotated as acetyl-CoA acetyltransferase 1. The transcript has 13 exons. Lineage: Eukaryota; Metazoa; Chordata; Aves; Apodiformes; Apodidae. Bases 1 to 1518 code for a protein of 505 amino acids. Gene Ontology annotation, molecular function: acetyl-CoA C-acetyltransferase activity. Gene Ontology annotation, biological process: fatty acid beta-oxidation. The record is from RefSeq and is a predicted model, not a curated record.